Messenger RNA from Callorhinus ursinus (northern fur seal), 1797 nucleotides. NCBI's taxonomy places the organism in Eukaryota, Metazoa, Chordata, Mammalia, Carnivora, Otariidae. The record is from RefSeq and is a predicted model, not a curated record.
GCAGAGCCCCGGCGCGAGGCGCGGCGCAGCGCGGCUCCCAGACUUCACCCCACCCAGCUCUGGCGGCCGAAGCCUCCGCAGGAAACUGCCCCAGUCUGGGGAGGGGGGCGGGAAUGCACGACCAGGACUCCUGGCUGGCCUGCAAGCUUUGGUCUCCACAGCUAGGAAACUCCUGCGGGCCGAUUCUGCAGAUCAAGAAGCGCCCGGGUUAGGAGACUCAGCCCCGAGCAAUUGGGGUAAGAGACCCUACCUGGCUGAUGCUCCCUCCUCAAACAAUACAUCGCCCUCCGGCACUAGACGCCUAGGUGGGAUUCGGAGUGGAGCGGGUCUCGGUGGGCCAGUCCUUAGCAACCCAGGGCUACGACGGGGCGUGGAGAGGAGCAGGCAGGGACGCGGCUGCAGCGCCUGGCGCACUGGAAGUGCAGAGGACGCGCUCGCCUGCCUAGGCUGCCGCGCCCUUGACCUCUAGUUUCAGCAGGGAAUCUGGGUGGAGGAAUAAUUUAGGAGCCCACGGAACUGACUAGCAACCGGGAGACAAGACUUUGGUCUCCGCGGUCCUUCCGCCCUUUCCCUCGUUUGCUCCAUGCCCAAGAGCUGCGCUCCAGAGCCGUGCCGGCGAGGAGAGACAUGGAAGACACCGGCACUCAGUGCGCCCCGCCGCCGCCCGCGGGCUCCCAGACCGGGGUUUCUCAAGCCAAUCUCUCCUCUGCUCCCCACAACUGCAGCGCCGAGGGCUACAUUUACCAGGACUCCAUCGCCCUGCCCUGGAAAGUACUACUGGUCAUGCUGCUGGCACUCAUCACUUUGGCCACCACGCUCUCCAAUGCUUUUGUGAUCGCCACUGUGUACCGGACCCGGAAGCUGCAUACCCCAGCCAACUACCUGAUCGCCUCCCUGGCGGUCACGGACCUGCUCGUAUCCAUCCUGGUGAUGCCCAUCAGCACCAUGUACACGGUUACCGGACGCUGGACGCUGGGCCAGGUGGUCUGUGACUUCUGGCUGUCGUCGGACAUCACCUGUUGCACCGCUUCCAUCCUGCACCUCUGUGUCAUCGCUCUGGACCGCUACUGGGCCAUCACGGACGCUGUGGAGUACUCAGCUAAAAGGACUCCCAAGAGGGCCGCGGUCAUGAUCGCGCUGGUGUGGGUCUUCUCUAUCUCCAUCUCGCUGCCGCCCUUCUUCUGGCGUCAAGCCAAAGCCGAGGAGGAGGUGUCGGACUGCGUGGUGAACACCGACCACAUCCUCUAUACGGUUUACUCCACGGUGGGCGCUUUCUACUUUCCCACCCUGCUCCUCAUCGCCCUCUACGGCCGCAUCUAUGUGGAAGCCCGCUCCCGGAUUUUGAAACAGACGCCCAACAGGACCGGCAAGCGCCUGACCCGAGCCCAGCUGAUAACCGACUCCCCCGGGUCCACGUCCUCAGUCACCUCUGUUAACUCGCGGGCUCCCGAUGUGCCCAGCGAAUCCGGGUCCCCUGUGUACGUGAACCAAGUCAAAGUGCGAGUCUCCGACGCCCUGCUAGAGAAGAAGAAACUCAUGGCCGCUAGGGAGCGCAAAGCCACUAAGACCCUGGGGAUCAUUUUGGGGGCCUUUAUUGUGUGUUGGCUGCCCUUCUUCAUCAUCUCCCUGGUGAUGCCUAUUUGCAAGGAUGCUUGCUGGUUCCACCUGGCCAUUUUUGACUUCUUCACGUGGCUGGGCUAUCUCAACUCCCUUAUCAACCCCAUCAUCUAUACCAUGUCCAAUGAGGACUUCAAACAAGCAUUCCAUAAACUGAUACGCUUUAAGUGCACAGGUUGA